Messenger RNA from Punctularia strigosozonata HHB-11173 SS5, 1062 nucleotides. RefSeq names its product mitochondrial ribosomal protein L23. Lineage: Eukaryota; Fungi; Basidiomycota; Agaricomycetes; Corticiales; Punctulariaceae. Bases 30 to 992 code for a protein of 320 amino acids. Gene Ontology annotation, biological process: mitochondrial translation. The record is from RefSeq and is a predicted model, not a curated record. The transcript has a single exon. Gene Ontology annotation, cellular component: ribosome; mitochondrial large ribosomal subunit. Gene Ontology annotation, molecular function: structural constituent of ribosome.
GCUCUCCUCGAACUUGGCCAAGAAGCAGCAUGCACACCAUCCCUCGAUGCGCCCGCCGCGCGUACGCGACAAUGCCCGAGGCGGCGCGUGCGGCCAUGUCCGCGUCCUCCCCCACCGCCGUAUGGCUCAAGCGCAUCCGCCCUCGCUCACAGCCCGAUGGAAAGCUCAAGUCUGCGCUGCAAUGGGAUGUCGACAACGGUUGGGUCGACACAACCACUCCGGAAGGUCUCACUCUCCGAGAGCACAAGCUGUACCAAGACGCGUAUGCCAAGGGCGAGACGGUUACGGAGGACGGCAGAGAGCUCAGCGCGGAAGAUUGGCUGCAGCAACGCGACGCCCGGCGCCAUCGCAUCCGGGGCGUCAAGGGUGACCGAGUUGUCGGACAGAAGGUUUAUCUGCCGAACAUCAUCUUCAAGCUCACCCGCAACUUCACACCUCCGGGCCGGCCCUACAACCCCUACGAGGCCACCUUCCGUCUCCCGCACUCGAUCACCAAGGCCGACAUUCGAUCAUACCUCCUCUCCGUUUACGGCGUCCAAACGACGUACAUCCGCACAGACAACUACUUUGCACCUGUCAAACAAAUUCGACAUGGACGAACGAAACCGCUGUCCUACCGGUCGUACAAGCGUGCCGUAGUCGGUCUCGUGGAGCCGUUCUACUAUCCGGAUGCGCUGGAGGACAUGAGCGGAGCCGAGCGUGAGGAGCGUCAACAGUGGAUCGAGCAGAAGUUCCAGACCGGAUUGAUGGACGAGAUGCGAGCGUACGAGUUGCUGAGGCUGACCAGGCAAGGCAGCAAAAACUGGAAAUGGAGAGGCGAGGCAACGGCGAAGCGGGGCAACAUCUUGAGGCAGGUGAUGGAGGCGAGAAAGCAACGGGAGUCAGCGCUGGCGGCGGUGAAGGAAUCUAUGCUUCAUCAGCGGUCGAUUGGUCGUCCGGUCUUGAUCGACAUCCCAAAGCCCUCCUCCUCCUCAGGCUCAGCCUCGUCCUAGACCUUGACCAUGUUAUACAUUGUUCCUAAUAUCAUUAUCCACUCCGGUGCAGCGGAUGACAGCUGUCAGC